This is a messenger RNA of Bombina bombina (fire-bellied toad), 1713 nucleotides long. Its product is annotated as carbohydrate sulfotransferase 11. The coding region runs from base 88 to 1092 and encodes 334 amino acids. Gene Ontology annotation, molecular function: sulfotransferase activity. The record is from RefSeq and is a predicted model, not a curated record. Gene Ontology annotation, biological process: proteoglycan biosynthetic process; carbohydrate biosynthetic process. Gene Ontology annotation, cellular component: membrane. Lineage: Eukaryota; Metazoa; Chordata; Amphibia; Anura; Bombinatoridae. The transcript has 3 exons.
CUGGCAAAGCUCAGUCAGCACCGGGACUGCAGUAGGGAAGGUGACAGCUCCCGGCAAUGAGCACCCUGGGCUGGGACCCGCUGAAGGAUGAGGGGCAACAAGGUGAUGGUCCUGGCCACCUGUCUGGGUUCCUUCGUCCUCGUCCUGUUUUAUUUCCAGAGCAGCCUGAGCUCAGCUGAGGAGCAGUUCCUGGGGAGCAGCUGGCAUGGGAAGCCCCGGCGGAGCCCGCUUCAGGCGCUGUAUGAGAGUGACCAGGUGGAACCCUCGUCCAUCCAAGUGAUUCACCAAAAGCGCAGGGAGCUGCUGGCCAGCGCUUGUAAAACCUACACUCGCAAGAGGCGUGUUUUAACCUCUAGUGACCUCAAGCAUCUGAUCGUGGAUGAUGUCCAUGGACUGCUAUAUUGCUAUGUACCUAAAGUGGCAUGUACCAACUGGAAGAGGGUCAUGAUGGUCUUGACUGGUCAAGGGAAGUACAAAGACCCUACGAUGAUCCCAGCCAAUGUGGCUCACAUCCCCUCCAAUCUCCGUUCCCUAUCAGAAUUCAGCACCGCUGAAAUAAACUACAGGCUCCGGAACUACCUCAAGUUUAUCUUUGUGCGUGAGCCAUUUGAAAGGCUAGUGUCUGCCUACAGGAAUAAAUUCACUCGCAAAUACAAUACAGAGUUUCACAAGCGUUAUGGGACCAAGAUAAUAGAGAGGCAUCGUAGGGAUCCCUCUGACCAAGCCUUGCAGCAGGGGGAUGAUGUCACUUUUGAGGAGUUUUUGUACUACCUUGUGGACCCUGCAACUCAGAGGGAGGAACCUUUUAAUGAGCAUUGGGAGCGGGUCCACUCUCUUUGUCACCCCUGUAUUGUGCACUAUGACGUGGUAGGAAAAUAUGAAACUCUGGAGGAUGAUGCCCAGUACUUGCUGCAGCUCAUUGGAGUGGGAGACUUUGUAAAAUUCCCCUCAUCUUCCAAAAGUACCCGGACCACAGAAGGGAUGGCUGCAGGGUACUUCCAGGGCUUGAGCCGAUUCUAUAUGCGCCGACUCUUUAACCUAUACAAGAUGGACUUCCUUCUCUUUAAUUACAGCAUUCCUCAUUAUUUGUAGUACCUUGUGCUUUGGAAGGGAUGACUGGGGCCUGGCGCUCCUUUACACUCCUCAGCUGGGGCCAGGAGUAGACACUCCCAAGCCCUUUUAUAACAUGAAUACUUGUAGUAAUUUAUUAAAGGAUGCCUUAUUCCUGGGCUGUGACUGAGCCACUGAGCCCAGAUACAGUUUAUUUAGCGCCAUUCAGCAUUUACUGGAGUGCGUGAAGUGUAGACUCUUGUGUAGCAAUACACUCUACAGACUGAUUGUUCUGGCUAAUAAUAUUUGUGCUUCAAGGAAUAAAUGUCACAAAUGAGUGGUUAAUCUGGGACCUGAAACAAAAUAGCAGCUGUACUGAGCCCCCACUAUAAUGUGUUUGGUGUUAACCCUUUCACAGCCUGAAGCAUGUGUAAGUAGAAUACAGCUGACCAUCAGAUAAUGUAUGAAAUGGUUUCAGACUGGUUGUGAGAGCUUUCUGUGAAUAAAAUCUGAGAGAGAAGAAAUGUACAGUGGAGCACUAAUGAAAUUGCUACAAUAAAGAGUCACAUUGGGGUGGGGUAUUGUGCCUUAGUGUACGGCCGGACAUUCUGCUGAUUUCUCUGUAGAAACUAGUGCAAUACAACUGUGUUUUUAUAAAUCAAA